AUGGAUAAAUUCAAAACAUUAAACACCAAAAAACUACAAGAUGAAAUUGGAGAAGGUAAGAUUAUACCUAAUUUCUUUUUUUUGAUUUUUUUUUCUCUAUUUUCAAGAAUAUUUAUGAAUUUAGAUGAUGUUUCAAAUCUUUUAGUUGUAAUUCUUGAUACAAACCCAUUUGGAUGGGAUGCACUAUCAGAAUACAUACCAUUUGAUGUGGCAAUAAGGGAAUUUCUUGUAUUUUUAAAUGCACAUCUUUCUUCAAAUCAAAACAACGAUCUUGCUGUUCUUGCAUCUCAUACAAAUUUUGUGCAAUAUUUAUAUCCUUCUGUCCAAGUAUCAUCAAAAGAUAAUGAAAAAGCAGUAGAAGAAAAUAAAGAAGAUAAAGAUUUCCAAAAAUCUAAUAUAUAUCGGCCCUUUUAUCUUAUGAAUAAACAAAUUCAAGAUAAUCUUAAGAAAUUAAUUGAUAAAGCAAAUGAACAAGAUGAAGAUACGCCGUCAACAAUGAUUGGAGGAUCUCUAUGUAUGGCUCUGGCAUAUGUAAACCGUGCUAUGCAAAGUGCUAGUAAAAAUAGGCUGAAUGCGAGAAUUCUUAUUAUAUCGGUCUCUAGUGAUAUUACAUUUCAAUAUAUACCUAUUAUGAACUGUAUUUUUGGUGCACAAAAAAAAAAAAUUCCAAUUGAUGUAUGUAAAAUUGGAGGAGAUACAGUAUUUUUACAACAGGCAUCAGAUGCCACCAAAGGCAUUUAUUUACACCUUGAUAAACCCAAAAGUCUUUUACAGUAUUUACUUAUGAUUUUUCUUCCGGAUCAAAAAGUCCGUCAGCAUCUUGUUUUACCAUUUCAACUUAAUGUAGACUUUAGAGCAGCUUGCUUUUGCCAUAAAAAAAUUUUGGACAUAGGAUUUGUGUGCUCUGUAUGUUUGUCAAGUUAG
Pneumocystis jirovecii RU7 is the source of this 924-nucleotide messenger RNA. RefSeq names its product TFIIH/NER complex subunit TFB4. Bases 1 to 924 code for a protein of 307 amino acids. Gene Ontology annotation, cellular component: transcription factor TFIIH core complex; transcription factor TFIIH holo complex. Gene Ontology annotation, biological process: nucleotide-excision repair; regulation of DNA-templated transcription. The record is from RefSeq and is a predicted model, not a curated record. NCBI's taxonomy places the organism in Eukaryota, Fungi, Ascomycota, Pneumocystomycetes, Pneumocystales, Pneumocystaceae. The transcript has 3 exons.